Molecule: messenger RNA, 1848 nt
Organism: Dendronephthya gigantea
Lineage: Eukaryota; Metazoa; Cnidaria; Anthozoa; Malacalcyonacea; Nephtheidae
Product: archaemetzincin-2-like
Exons: 4
Coding region: 140-1414 (424 amino acids)
Biological process (GO): proteolysis
Molecular function (GO): metallopeptidase activity
Source: RefSeq, a predicted model, not a curated record
CGAAAAUCAAAGUUCUUCGAGGAAUGACGAGGAAAUUUAAAGAAUUUUGUGAAAGCACCGGCCCCACAAAAGUGACAAAACUAACUUAUGCCAGUGGAAUCACAGGUGGAAUAAGUGGAGAUAAAACAAAUGAAAAAACAUGGUUAUUCAACAGAAGGCCUUAGUUGGAAAACUGAAAAAAUUUCCGACCCAAAUACAACAGCUUUUUGCUCUUAGCAUGAAUUUUUGUUCUAGUCAACAUAAAGAAGAGACAGGCCGGAUACUUUUCCAUCCAUUUGUUGGCAUUGUUCAUGAGAAUGAAGGACAAUUUGAGAAGGAAGUUGGCACUAAUAAACCACCAUGUGGGAGAGAUGGUAAAAAUAAUGAACCACUCAGCCAGACAUAUCCACAGUGGAAAGUCAUGAUGGACAUUCAAAAACUGCAUAGUUUACAAAAAAGGAAACGAUUCAAGAAUAGAAUUGUGUACAUUUUGCCACUGGGUACUGUGAAUGAAAAAGGAACUAUUGAUAGCAUGGUGAAAGAAUACCAACAAAAUGGAACACCAAAACAUUGUUCAAACUUGUUUGAAUUUGUGGUAAAGUUUACAUCUUUAUUCUUCUAUGGCAUGGAAGUUAAGCUUCUACCAUUUCAUGAUAUCAACAAUCUUGGUCUUACAACGAGAGUUCAUGAAAAGACUAAUAGAAAACAGGUUUUAGUUACUGAUAUUCUCACUUCCUUGAAAGAGUUCAGACCAAAUGAUGCAUUCUGCGUAAUUGGAUGGUCUUCAUUAGACUUAUAUCCUUGUGCAGAACUCAAUUUUGUUUUGGGUGAAGCAUGCUUUGACACUGGCUGUGCUGUGAUCAGUUUUGCUCAUUAUGCUGAUGUUGAAAAGCAAAAUGUUGAGAAUAAUGUCACAAGAGGUCAGAAUAUAUGGAACUCACAGAACCCAAAUGAGACUUUUUUGAGUGGUGACAUUUCUUGUUUAUCAACAGUCCAUGAUGAUGUUUGCUUACAUUGGAGCUGUACAAUUGCUAAUGAUAAAGUUGUCUGGAGAUUAAUUAAGGUCUUGACUCACGAAGUUUGCCAUCUCCUGGGGCUACAUCAUUGUACGUUCUUUUCUUGUCUAAUGAAUGAAAGUAAAAAUAUAUCCGAGGCUCAAAAUCAGCCGAUGUUUCUUUGUCCAAUAUGUUUGAGAAAGUUACAGAAGUUUCUAAAGUUUCCUACAGUGUUACGAUAUAAAACGCUGAAAGACUUUUUGCAGUUGCACUUUCCUGCGGGAACUACGGGUUUCCAACUUGAUAACACUAAAUGGGAAGAAUAUUCUGAUUGGUCGACAAUAACCAGCGAUAAUGACCACGCCUGCAACUCCUUUGCUAUGACCAAAAUUAGAAGUUCUUUAAAUUGGCUUGACAGUAUUUUAGAGUUUAUUAGUUAAUAUAUACAGACAUACUUACGGUGUUCAAUUUACGUGAAUUGGGAUGAAGGGGCAGCAAUUUUUAUUAAUUAUGAUCUAAAUAUAUAAAAUGCAAAAAUUGGCUAGGGAAAGCAUCUUUGGAAUAAUACAUUAAAUUUAGAAAAAGGUGAAACUGCUUGGCAUUGCCAUUGGGAACUUAAAAAUAAUAGUCAAGACGAUCGAGUCCGAAAAAUAAAGCCAGGCUGUUUUCCACUAAUCGCUAAAAUUAUCUCGAACUCGAAGCUCGCUGCGAAUUGUUGGCGUCUAUUUUGUCAUAAGUUGUCAAGCAUUGUGUCUUAUUUUGUGAUGGGACGAAAGUCACGAAAUUACUCGCAGCGAGCUUUGCGUGUUGGUUUUUGCGAUGAGUGCGUGAAAGCCAAGAUAUAACAAGAGUAUAGAGACGAGAUGUGGUUUCA